Messenger RNA from Vicia villosa (hairy vetch), 1065 nucleotides. RefSeq names its product alpha-ketoglutarate-dependent dioxygenase abh1-like. Lineage: Eukaryota; Viridiplantae; Streptophyta; Magnoliopsida; Fabales; Fabaceae. The transcript has 3 exons. The coding region runs from base 1 to 1065 and encodes 354 amino acids. The record is from RefSeq and is a predicted model, not a curated record. Gene Ontology annotation, cellular component: nucleus; cytoplasm. Gene Ontology annotation, molecular function: oxidative RNA demethylase activity; ferrous iron binding; RNA-DNA hybrid ribonuclease activity. Gene Ontology annotation, biological process: oxidative RNA demethylation.
AUGAGUAUGUGGGACAGUAAUUCACAUGAAAAGGAAACAAAGCAUUUUGAUAUUUGCACCCCCAAACAAAGUGCAGGUCGUGUUCUUUUGAAAUCAUCUUUGUUUGCAAGGAACAGAGAAAAAAGGAAGGAAAUGAAACAAAGUGACAAAGAAAUUGUGCUGUUAAGACCUGGAAUGGUUCAUUUGAAAGGUUACAUUUCUUUAACCGAUCAAGUUAAGAUAGUGAAAGUAUGUAGGGAGUUAGGGUUAGGUGAUGGAGGGUUUUACCAACCUGGUUAUAAGGAUGGGACUAAGUUGCAUUUGAAAAUGAUGUGUCUUGGUAAAAAUUGGGAUCCUCAAACAAGGCAGUAUGGAUGUCAGCGGCUGUCAGACGGGUCUGUUUCGCCAAAAAUUCCUGAUGAAUUCUUGACCUUGGUUCACUCUGUAAUCAAAGAUUCACAUUCGCUCAUCGAACCCGCUAGCUCCAAACCGCUUCCCGUGAUCUCACCCGACAUUUGUAUUGUCAAUUUUUACGAAAAAAAUGGUCGACUUGGUCUUCAUCAGUACAAGGAUGAAAGUGAUGAGAGAAUGCCAGUGGUGUCAUUCUCUAUUGGAGACCCAGCAGAGUUUUUGUAUGGUGAUGAAAGGGAUGUCGACAAGGCAAAGAAAGUCGUUUUGGAAUCUGGGGAUAUUUUGAUAUUUGGUGGCAAAGCUAGAAAUGUCUUUCAUGGCAUUAGUGCUAUUAAGCCAGACACUGCCCCUAGCAGGUUGCUUGAAGAAACUAAUCUCUGUAAACCUGGCCGAUUGGAACUAUCUUUUAUAAAGCUCGUUUCUGGUCUUGGUCAAGGAUCUCCAUUCAGCCACGGUCUUCUCACUCCACCACCACCACCACUCUUCCCACAGAUUGCUACAAGGUGGAUUUCUUGGCACCCUUCUAGGGAGGAUUGUUUUGUCCUUAACGUGGAUGGGAGCUGCCUUGGUGAUUCGGGGCGUGCUGGUGCUGGAGGCCUAAUUAGAAAAGGUGAUGGUAGUUGGGUGAUUGGUUUCAGUUGCUUCCUUGGGAUAGCCGAUAACAACUAUGCAUAA